CAAAGAGCGAAGCUCAAGUGUGAUCUCAUCGCGCAGAGUCAUCUAGGAACGAGCGAAACAUCAGCUACGAGAUAACAAGGUUGAUUGCACCCGAAGGUCGAGAAUGGAAAACAGCAAAUUUACUACGCAGUCCGGCGCCUGCUCUGCUCGCCGAACAGUCCUGAUAAAUCGUAUCCAGCGAUAAAGUGCUCCGCGGCAAGAAACCGAGCUUUGUCAGAUCGUUGGGAAUAAAAAGAUUAAAAUUUUUCAAAACUCAUACACGAUGCAAUGGAUUGCUCUGAUCCUCAGCCUCCUCGCCGGAGUUAUUCCGUACUUGCUCUGGAGGAAAUGGAACAAGCUCGCAAGAAUGGGGAUCGAGCAUCCGACGGCUUGGCCGAUAAUCGGUAAUUCAGCGUCCGUUUUGUGUUUGCGGAGCCACUUCGUCGAUAUGAUCGAGAGCGUGUACAAGUUCAAGCAGGAAGCGGAUUACGUUGGAUUCUACGACUUCAGCGAGCCGACGAUCUUGAUCAGGUCGCCGGAACUGCUGAAAAGUAUAACCAUAAAAAACUUCGACCACUUUACGGACCACCGGAACUUCCUCGACCCAGAAUCGAACCCUCUCUUCAGCAAAAACCUGUUUGUUCUCCGCGGCGAAAAGUGGAAGGAAGUAAGAACCCUCCUGAGUCCAGCUUUCACGAGCAGCAAAAUGAAAAACAUGUACGGACUCAUGUCGGUCUGCGGGAAAAACUUCAUCAGUGAGCUCGUCGAUGCUUCCUUGGUUAAAUCGAAAGUAGUUGAUUCGAAAGAUAUUUUCACGAGGUUUGCGAACGACGUGAUAGCGACUUGCGCCUUUGGGAUCAGCAUCGACUCGAUGAAGAAUCCGGACAACGAAUUUUACGCUCUGGGAAAAGACGCGACGAAUUUGAGCGGUCUCCGAGGACUGAAACUCCUGGUGGCUCGGCUCUCGCCAAUACUCGCUAAAAUAUUCGGGAUAUCGUUGGUCUCCGCCAAGGUCGAAAUGUACUUUUCGAAGAUUGUGCGCGACGCGAUCGAGACGAGAGACAAACUGGGAAUCACGAGGCCCGACAUGCUCCAGUUGAUGAUGGAAUCGAGAGGGAAAAAAUCCAGCGAAAACCACCAGCGGGAUCUAACCAUCCAGGAAAUUACGGCUCAAGCGUUCAUUUUUUUCUUCGGUGGCUUCGAAUCCGUUGCCACGGCCAUGUGUUUGGUUGCCCAUGAAAUAGCCGUGAGUGUGGAAGCGCAGGCGAAAUUGCACCGGGAGAUAGACGACGUCUUGGCGAAGGGCGAUGUGACGUACGAGGCCAUCAACGGGAUGGAGUAUCUCGACGCCGUCGUCAGCGAGGCACUCAGACUCUACCCGAUCAAUCUAUUUCUGGAGAGAUUGUGCGUCAAGAGGUUCGAAUUACCUCCGGCUCUGCCGGGAGGCAAGCCGGUCACGAUCGAACCUGGUCAGAGCGUCUGGUAUCCAACUUUCUCGGUGCAACGGGACCCCAAGUAUUAUCCGAACCCAAAGAAAUUCGAUCCGGAAAGAUUCAUGGGCGAUGCCAAGUCGAAAAUCGACCCGCUGACGUACCUUCCCUUUGGAAUGGGACCGAGAAUGUGCAUCGCCAAUCGAUUCGCGCUCCUCGAAAUCAAAGUUCUGAUGUUUAACCUCCUAGCAAAGUGUCGCCUGAAGCCGCGCCCAGGAGCUCAAUCACCCAUCGAAUUCUCUAAAAAAGGCUUCAAUUUGAUACCUAAGGACGGUUUUUGGUUGGAAAUAGAACCGAGAAAUACUCCGAUCGACAAAUGAACCUACCUGCUUUUUACUCGACCUGUGUAUCCAAGUUAAAAAUAAAAUCAAAUUAUAUGUUUGAA
Venturia canescens is the source of this 1854-nucleotide messenger RNA. Its product is annotated as cytochrome P450 9e2-like. The transcript has a single exon. Gene Ontology annotation, molecular function: oxidoreductase activity, acting on paired donors, with incorporation or reduction of molecular oxygen; iron ion binding; monooxygenase activity. The coding region runs from base 263 to 1789 and encodes 508 amino acids. Lineage: Eukaryota; Metazoa; Arthropoda; Insecta; Hymenoptera; Ichneumonidae. The record is from RefSeq and is a predicted model, not a curated record.